Messenger RNA from Aureobasidium subglaciale EXF-2481, 4717 nucleotides. RefSeq lists its product as uncharacterized. The transcript has a single exon. The coding region runs from base 183 to 4250 and encodes 1355 amino acids. Gene Ontology annotation, biological process: positive regulation of TOR signaling. The record is from RefSeq and is a predicted model, not a curated record. Gene Ontology annotation, molecular function: protein binding. NCBI's taxonomy places the organism in Eukaryota, Fungi, Ascomycota, Dothideomycetes, Dothideales, Saccotheciaceae.
CACUUUCUGACCCUAAACGAUGUGCAAUACUAAGUCUACGCGUGGACGCUGCGCCUGAAACAACGGGUAUCGGCGGAAAUACUGCACAUAUCUCAAACCACGCUUGAUUGUCGCGGAAUCUCGCGUCCGAAUGUUCGAUACGUUGCGACCAUCAGCAUGUCACUAGUCGAUCAUCUGCGCUCAUGAAUCCUGAACAGCCGCGAAGAGCGGCUACUGUGCCAUUGCCAGUUCCCCAAGGCCACCAAAACCCGCCACCAGCUCCGCCUUUGCCGCCGCAGCAACGAGCUCGCAAUGCUCUGAACAGAUUCUUAGGCUUCCCUGCCAGAGCUGCUGAUGGAGAGGGCGAUGGUCGCGAGGGUAGUAGUGCAGGACUGAAGGACGUUCAAAGACUUCCUAGUUUGUCCGCGUACAAUGCCAGUGCUAGUCAUAAAACCGGCCUCGAAAUUAACUCUCUAUCUAUCAAUGAUGAGGGAAGUCAUGCCAUUCUUGCUGGACGAGACAUCCUCAAAACCAUUCGCGUUGAUGAGGGAAGCUGUACGGAAGACAUCAAUAUCCGGACUGCCAUCCGAAACUACAGUGCGCACACCUCCGGACGAUCCAAAGACAAUAUCAACAUAUCAGACGUUGCAUGGGGCAAGGGCAACUUUGGCAACUACAUCGCCGCUGCUAAUGCCAAUGGACCUAUCACUUUGUACGACCUCAAUCAUCCUGGAAUCGAAGUUGCGCAGCUGAAAGAACAUCGCCGGCAAAUUCACAGAGUAACGUUCAAUCCUCAUGCUGGGCAGCAUUUCCUCUCUGCUAGCCAAGAUGGAACUGUACGACUUUGGGAUCUCCGCGAUGUGAGACGAGAUGCCAACACGUUUCCAAGCAGAUUCACAACCAGUGGCCAGAAUGAGGGAGUCAGAGACGUCAAAUGGUCUCCGACCGAUAUCUUUGAGCUCGCCAUGUGCACAGAUGGAGGAUUUGUUCAGAGAUGGGACACCCGCAAGCUCAAAACUCCUCUGACACGCAUUGCAGCUCAUACGGGACCAUGCGCGACAAUUGACUGGCAUCCUGAUGGUAAACAUUUGCUUAGUGCCAGUUCGGACAAAACGGUCAAAGUCUGGAAUAUCUCCGCUGAAGGAAGGAGGCAUAAGGCUGUGUACGAGAUCAAAACACCACAUCCCUUGCGCCAUGCUAGAUGGAGGCCUUCCUGUCAGUCAUCAUGGCCUAAAGGUCGGGGCGCGAGGCAGUGUACACAGAUUGUCACAUCUUACGAGCGUGAUCAUCCUAUCGUGCAUAUUUGGGACUUUCGAAGACCGUGGCUGCCAUUUCGAGAGAUGGAAGGCUACCAAACGGCACCAACAGAUCUUUUGUGGCAUUCUCAAGAUCUUCUAUGGACAGUCAACAGGGAGGGCAUGUUCUUACAGCAUGAUAUCAAAUACGCUCGCAAAGUCAUGGAAAAACGCAAUAUGCAAGCCUUUGCUAUUUCUCCGCUCGGCGAGUUUAGUCUGGUAACUCAGAAAAGAGCAACUCGUCUCAGGCCAGGUCUUAACCGCGACGACAGUGAAGCGUUCAUCCAUCAACGACGAUUAGGUCUUUCUCAUACUGAGACAAUCGGGCAAGGGCAUAGUUCAAGUCGGGGGUCGCAUGACGACACACUAGACGACACUUUCCUAAGCAGCUCCUAUGGAAAGCGUCAUACAAGAUCACCCAGUGCCAGGAUAGGAAAGAUGUCCAAUGGCUCUCCGCCGGCUUAUGAUGUUGGCUCGACUCGGACUGUCAGCCUCGAAGAUGUCUUGAAAGCGGGUCGAGCAUACAAGCCAGGUCAGAGCGCUGCUCGUGGCCGUCUACCUGGUAGCCCGAAUUUGUUGCUUCUCCAGUACUUCGCCAAGCAGUACAAAACACGGGCUCUUCCCGAACCUCCCUCAGUCGACGCAUUUCUGAAGGCACAUGAGAUGUUUGAGCACAACGCAAGUUAUGCUCAGAAAGCGUCACUAUAUCGUAUGGCCCAGUCUUGGAGGAUCAUGGGUCGAGCGGUCAUGACGGAGUUACUGAACAGAGCGGAUCACCAUCGUGGAUUGAGGGUAAAGAAUGAUUCUGGUCCUCGUAAAAGCUUGUUGGACGAAUCACCGUUUGCCAGAAGGACUAGACGAUGGCUCGGAUCAACCGAACGAAGACUGAGCUCAAAGCCUGGUACACCACUGAGUCGCCCGUUGAGAACGAUGGAAUCGCUGUCGACUGUUCAGCCCGAUAGCACAUCAAAUGUUCCUACGCCAAUCGCUCGACCCGUGAAAGACCGUCACGAGUUAGAGCGAGCUUCGCUCAAGGAGAUUGACAAGGAUGAGACUCUCACACUGCCACCUUCGCUUCUUACUCCUUCGGAGAUACGCGAGAACAUCGAAGGUCAGAGCCGGGCUACGUUACAGGCAGUUGAUCACAGAGGUAUCGAGCAUCGUAACUCUUGGUAUGGCUCUGUACAGAAUUAUCGAGAGAAACGAGAGGCUAUCAACAACUGGAGACAGCCUGUGAAAGAACCACUUAACCUUGAGGAUGAGCCAAGUGAGCGGCCCAAACCUACCAGAUACAACUCGGAUGAGAGUUUUGGCAUGUUCCCAUCUUUGUCAUCACGAGAUGCUUCGGGGCCUGCUUCCUCAAUUGCUAGCAGUCGAUCAAAUCUGAUGGACGCCGUACAAGAAAACCUUCGAUCAGAAGGCUCAUAUGGUUCAAUGAAUCUAGGAAGCAGUUCAUCUUCCGAACCGAUUAUGGGCCGGAGUUAUCAGGCAAGACAGGGUGUUCCGGAAGAUCAAGGUCAAGGGAGCGUUGUCGAAACCUCAUCAGGAAGCGACCACAACGGCCACAUGAUGGUCCCUGCGCCUAGACAGAAUACAGAUGCGCCAGCAAGAGAUAUACCUCGAGAUAUGCAGACUCUUGCUAUGAACAACCAGCAAAGUUUUGCUUCAGACGUUGACACUUUCUCCAAUCAACGAAAACCCUCUGACGAUGUCGAGAAUAUGGAAGCUAGUGGAACCAUCAUUCCACAUCGACACUCACGGCAGCUAGGACGGUCGAGAGAAGGAUCCAUAACUAAGCCUGCCACUCUGCCACAGAUUACGGAGAGCGUAUCGGCGGUGAUGCCCUCGAAAAACGCUUCUAUCGACGCCACGAAGACACCGUUCAUCACAGCCGACUUUCUAGCAUCCGACUACAAUAUCGAUGCCGAGAAGGAUAAGCCGUUCCGCAUUAUAGACAUGCUCAAUCACCUUCUCGACUACCAUACUACCAAGGUGCCCGACGCUCAGGCCGCAACGAAUCUUAUUUUCCUCCUGACUCCUCUGCUUCCCGAGACGCAUGCACUACCGCAAGCGAAGGUCGACGCGACCAUUACCGUAUACAGUGAGUAUUUCACUGCAAUGGGUUACAGCGACAUGGAGAUUUAUGGCUUGUUCUCAACAUCGUUUGAACAUCUUAUCAAGGCAGGGCUGCAACCUCUGCAAGCAGAGAGCAUAAUAAGCACCUAUCACAGUCAGCUACAACAUCUCGGACUAUUCAGUCAUGCUGCAUAUUUGCGUCGUGUCAGCUACCCCAUGUAUCCAUCAGUGUACGAGGGUGGUCUCAAAGACACACAAGUAAGCUUCAUGUGCGGAACGUGCAGAAAACCCAUUACUGCUCCCAACAAGAUGCGAUGUGAGAAUUGUACACAGCGUCAAGAUCCGUGUCCAAUCUGUUGGUGCGAUACGAGUCCAUUUGAGGGUCCCGCAAAGAUCAAAACACGCACAGGUGGCAACCGAGUCGCUGUAGCUGAACCUUUCAUUCGACCAGCAAGUGCGGGAGACGAUAGCGACGACGACAUCCGACAGGCCAUCGGCGAGAUAGGCGUUCAGACAAACGCACUGUACUCAACUUGCCUGCUCUGCAACCAUUCAGCACAUGCAGCGUGUCUGCGUACAUGGCACUCAGGAGCACCAUCUGAUCUCGAUGUUUCUCCGACUUCUGUAUCAACAUCUGAGGGCGCCUGUCCUACUCCAGGUUGUCUAUGCGCUUGUACGCCAGGUCCCCGGCGAAAUGAUCUGUUGGAUACUGUCGAGCGAAGAGAGCGGGAAAAAUGUGUACGUGAUGAUGACUGGGUAAUUGCGGAGUCGAGGGCUGCGCAAAUGGCUGCUACGUUAGCGGGCGGAAGGAAGAAAAGUGGUUUGAGCGUCACAACGCCGAACGAAGAGGCCGGCAAUAGCAGGCGGGAAAGAAGAAGUGUAGGCUUCAGACAGGGCUAGCUUUCUAUCCGAUCCACAUCGUUUAAACCUCAAGAUAUCGAAUAGAGGUGAAUCGUGACUAUCUCCGUGCGCUUUCCUCCUUUCGUACUUUCCACAACUCACGGCCAAUCGCCGAACUGUGAGCAACGAUCACGCAACAUCGCCUCCAAAAUGGGCGACAACUCUUCACCCGAGCACAGCGAAGGCGCAUCGCCCGUUGUCACCAGGAAGAAGAGACAAAACUCACUCAGGUCCAUAUACAGUCCAAACCGAUUCGCUCUCUCCCGGACAAUGCCUCAGCUCCUCAAAAUCACCUUGCCUAUCCACAAAGAUCAAGCGGCCCCUACUGCUACGAUCAUGAGAGCCUCAGCUGCUCAGGAAAGGGAUAACAGUAAUGUUGUGCUCCCUCCUCGGCGAUACCUCGGUUUCUCAAAAUUAUCUUGCAUGUCUACAGCCAGGAAUUAGCCCUUACCACGACCAUGAGAGCC